Cyphellophora europaea CBS 101466 is the source of this 1914-nucleotide messenger RNA. RefSeq lists its product as uncharacterized. The coding region runs from base 1 to 1914 and encodes 637 amino acids. Gene Ontology annotation, molecular function: transporter activity. The transcript is spliced from 2 exons. Lineage: Eukaryota; Fungi; Ascomycota; Eurotiomycetes; Chaetothyriales; Cyphellophoraceae. The record is from RefSeq and is a predicted model, not a curated record. Gene Ontology annotation, biological process: transport.
AUGUUUACGUUUCCGGGCCCAAUAAAUGCCGCCGGCGAAGAAUCAGAUCCCAAAGGCUCGGGCAACAAACUCGCCCGGGCCGUUAUCAUCGUCGCUGGUGUUGCUUCGCUGGCCGCCUGUCUGAUCUCAUUCGUGUCUAUGUGGUUACAACUGAAGAACUACCGAAAGCCCCUCCUACAACGCUAUGUUGUCCGCAUCCUGCUCAUGGUGCCAAUUUACGCGGCCGCUUCAUGGGCUUCUGUCAUCUCUCUACGAGCUGCCUUCUACCUUGAUCCCCUCCGCGACAUUUACGAGGCCUUCACGAUCUACACGUUCUUGCAACUGCUGGUCAACUUCAUUGGAGGCGAAAGAUCUUUGAUCAUAAUGAUGCAUGGAAGAGCUCCCGUCUCACAUCCUUGGCCCAUCAGUCUCUACUGCUCCAAAGUUGACAUCUCUGACCCUCACACUUUCCUGGCCAUCAAGCGAGGAAUUCUUCAAUAUGCGUAUCUCAAGCCGAUACUCGCGGUUGCGACCAUCAUCUUCAAAUUGACAGACACAUACAAAGAGGGAUACAUCAGCCUAGAUUCUGGGUACCUCUGGUCCGGUAUCAUCUACAAUGUCUCCAUUACAAUCAGUCUCUACGCCUUGGCCAUGUUCUGGGUAUGCAUGUCCGAUGACCUUCAGCCAUUUCGACCCAUGCCCAAGUUCUUGUGCAUUAAACUCAUCAUCUUUGCAUCCUACUGGCAAGGGUUUUUCCUGUCGAUCUUACAGUUCUUGGGGGCCAUUCCCAGUGACGUUCCUGGCUAUUCAGCCGACAAUCUGGCAGCUGCAAUCCAAGAUGCUGUAAUCUGCUUCGAGAUGCCACUCUUUGCCGUCGCGCAUUGGUACGCCUUUUCUUGGCAUGACUAUGCUGAUGAUACCAUAUCUUCCGCUCGCAUGCCGAUCAUAUUUGCUAUCAGGGACGCUUUUGGUCUUCGCGAUCUUAUCGAGGAUACCAAGCUCACAUUCCGAGGCAAGCACUAUGACUACCGCACGUUCGACUCUGGAGAUCACAUCAUUGCUCACGAGGAGUCUCACUCGCGUAUAGCCAGGAUGGAAGACGGCAUGCGCUACGAGCGUGGCGGCAAAGGAAAAUAUUGGAUCCCCAAGUCCGUCCCCAACAGUCGUACGCCACUUUUGGUAAAAGCGGGGGCAAGUAAUCCACCCGCGCCCGAAUCCAGAGGCCACGCCAUCGACUACCGUGCUACUGAGCCUGACAUCGAGGUUGCCAUCGAUGCCGAAGACGAACGGCUGUUCACCAACGCUCGCGCUUUGGAGUUCGGCGACUGGAACUACCCUGUCGUGACGGCGCAUGAAGCAACACGAGACGAUUGGAUGCAUCGAGAUCCCGCUCUGAUCACAACAGCCACCAAUCGACACUUAUUUCAGCCAACAAAGGACAACCAAAGGCGGCGUAGAGACGAAGUGCGAGAAAGCAUCAGCAAGGGCAAAGACCGCAGUAGUUCUUCCAAAGUCCCAAGGGCAGGAGCUAUCGAAACAAAACUUCAGAACGACCUGCAACCCGACAAUCAGAAGGGUCCGAACGAGCUCCCCGACUCGCAUACAAAUCGCGAUCAGCUGGUGGACCUCAUUGUCGAAGACGAACAAGCUGAACAGGCCGAACGUGUCCGCGCACGAAAAGAGGGCGGCGAUGCUUGGAACACAGCUCCGGAAGGCCAUCCCAAGCACUUCGUACGAACGUACAGUGUGGACGGUGCAGAAGAAGGUGUAGAUAUGCGAACGCAAGGCUUCGAACCGAGCAAAGUCCCAGCAGACCGUCCACCACCUGAGCAUGCGAUCAGUGAUGAUGAGGACGAUGAUGCUCAGGGGUCGAGUGGAUCUAGGAAGGACCCUAGAUAUGGAAGCAUGAUCGAGGAUGACAAUGUCUGGCGGUGA